AUAAAAUAUUUAUCCGAGACUGGACGCCUAUAACCGCCAUCUUUAAAUCCCUAGCUCUUCUUUCUCUCAAAAAUUGACAUCGCCCGAUCACGGAGACAGCCAUCGACUGCAUCGUCGCCUCAGAACACAGAGUGAGCUCCGCCACUAAGCUUCAACAGAUCUCUAAGUAACUAGAAAGAAGUUUAAAUCUCUGGUAGUUUAGGCCUGUGGAAACAAUGGGAAGUGCACCAGCUCAAAUACCAACAAGUUUUGGCCAUGAGCUUAGAGCUUGCUUGCGUUGCCGCCUUGUCAAAACUUAUGAUCAGUUUAGAGAAUCGGGGUGUGAGAACUGCCCCUUCUUCAAGAUGGAUGAAGAUCACGAGCGUGUUGUUGAUUGUACUACUCCUAAUUUCAAUGGGAUAAUAUCAGUCAUGGAUCCUACUAGAAGUUGGGCUGCUCGCUGGUUGCGAAUUGGAAAAUUUGUCCCUGGUUGCUACACUCUUGCUGUCUCAGAGGCACUGCCAGAGGACUUGCAGAACUUAUGCGAAGAUGAGCGCAUCCAAUACAUUCCACCAAAACGUGUCUGAUUGAGAAUUUGUCGAUUGGUUUUCUGUAAUGUUAGAAUUGUGUGGAGUACAAUCUAAUGAUUGAAUAUGCCUCUUGAGCAGCCAAUGCAGUGUCAAAUUUUCUGUGAUAUCUUUAUGUGAGAAUCCUGAAUAUACUUAUAGUAUUAUCAUCUGUGAA
Mangifera indica (mango) is the source of this 723-nucleotide messenger RNA. RefSeq names its product transcription elongation factor SPT4 homolog 2. NCBI's taxonomy places the organism in Eukaryota, Viridiplantae, Streptophyta, Magnoliopsida, Sapindales, Anacardiaceae. Gene Ontology annotation, cellular component: DSIF complex; nucleus. Gene Ontology annotation, biological process: chromatin organization; mRNA processing; positive regulation of DNA-templated transcription, elongation. Bases 216 to 566 code for a protein of 116 amino acids. The transcript has 6 exons. The record is from RefSeq and is a predicted model, not a curated record. Gene Ontology annotation, molecular function: zinc ion binding; RNA polymerase II complex binding.